Oldenlandia corymbosa var. corymbosa is the source of this 192-nucleotide messenger RNA. Lineage: Eukaryota; Viridiplantae; Streptophyta; Magnoliopsida; Gentianales; Rubiaceae. The record is from the annotation of a GenBank genome assembly.
AUGCGGCCUCAAGGUGAUGCUGUGCGCCCACCGCAGCCAGCAAAACCUGACAUGAAUUUGCACAGCGUGGAUGAAAACCCUAUGCCGCAGAAGGGGAUCGCACCGCCUGCAGAAAACCCCAAACCUGCGCAGCUUCCGUCACGCAAGGAGUCAACCAACCCUGUUGCUGAUUCGACUUCAGUUCGAAGAUGA